Messenger RNA from Xenia sp. Carnegie-2017, 1707 nucleotides. RefSeq lists its product as uncharacterized. The record is from RefSeq and is a predicted model, not a curated record. The transcript has 4 exons. Lineage: Eukaryota; Metazoa; Cnidaria; Anthozoa; Malacalcyonacea; Xeniidae. The coding region runs from base 74 to 1552 and encodes 492 amino acids.
GAAACAGUAUAUUGCCUUAGAUCGUAAUUUUUUCAAAAAGUUAAACUUAAUAUACUAUUUGUAGUUUUUCAAAAUGUGGAAAGUCCAAUACGUACUAUUCUUGUAUGUGGCCAGCCUUUUCUUUGUUGGCAACGUUUGCAGUAUCGUUAACAGUGUUGGCAAUAAAAGAGCUGCUGAGGCAUUCGUUGGUGCUUCUGGUGAUUUGAUCAGUUCUAUCGCUAAUUUUAUUGCAAAAAAAACACUCGGGUUUGCCUUGAGCAAUAAUCCAACAGCCUUAACGAUCAUAAUCUUAAACAACAUGACGUCUCGUUCGCUUUUCAAUCCUGAAAUAUACCAUAUUAAAGGGCAUGCAGUAGACCCUCCACAGCUAUUUAUUCAUCCAGCUGGAAACGAACAGGGAAGUGACGAUCUUCUACAACAGACAGAGAUUACCAAAAUAGUUGGAAAUGAAAUAAAAGGCAUACUAUGCUACCAAUUAAGCAAAUACCAAUCGUCGGUUGAAAAAAAGCUCUGUAUUGGUUUUGACGUUACAAAAAACGGAAACAAGUUCAAUGUCACUGUUCUGGAUGAAAAUAUCAAGGAUAAAGGAAAAGAAAUUUUCAAUGGCUUAACAAUGAUAUCUGCUGGAGAACAAGGAAAAAACCAACUAUUACGAAACUCUGAACUGCAAAUUAAAAUGAUUGGUCAGAUGACGACUAGUAAAAAUGCACGUAUAUUUCUUCAACUAGAUGAUUUUAAUUACAUCGUAGGCCAUCAAACUGUUUCUGUCAAACGUGAACCAAUCCUUUUGAGUUUAGCGGCAACACUCGUUGUUACAGCUGUCAUGUUUAUACCUAAAGUUUGGAAAUUCUUUCAACGUGAUGUUUCUAACCUUGUAAUGAUUGAAAAUCUGCCUAAUACAUUGAAUUCCUUUACUCUUUAUGAUCCAGUAUGGUAUGGUGAUAAAAGAAUGAUUUUUGAAACCAUUAUUCCAAAUCAAGUGAAACCUGGCACAUCAACUCAAAUAGUUAUUACUUCAAAGAAAAAAGUUCGUUCUGUGCCUUUUACCUUUGCGAUAUCCUUCAAAGUAAGUGCCACAAAAAAUCCCGAUAUUUCGACGAACGCCAAACGUUUGGUCUUUGUAUGCUCGUGGAAAAAAGGGGAUGUACGAGCGUACUCUAUUACGUUGAUGAAAGAUGGUGUCACAAAUAAUGAUACGAUGUUGUCAAUAAAACACCUUACAGACGUUUUCAAUGAGAAAGAUCCUCAAAUGAAGUCAAACAUAUCCCCGUUUUUUCAAUUCUCUUCCGUGAAUAAAAUUGAACUGAGCAAUUACACAAAUUAUAUGUAUUUGAAGGUUCCUGUAACUCCAGAGGCAGAAGCCAGAGUUAAUGGCAAGAUGCAAUUUCUAGACAUGUUGAUUGCAAUGGGAGCAGGAGACAAGACUGUGAUUAACAUUAAAGUAUUUGGAUCAUCAAAGAAUGAAAAUUUUUCAUCUUCAACAAACAAUAUAACUGGGCCUAUCGAUUAUCAUCAUCUGAAGCACCCUACACCCUUUAAUGACCAGUUUUAGCUAUAAAAAACUAAAAACAUUUAUGAUUUUCAAUGAGUCAGAACUCAUGAUUUCUCAUGUUUGCACCAUUUUAAAAGCUUAAAACUGAAUAAUUUAGUUGUUAGUCCAUAAUUAAAAUCUUAGUUGGAAUAAAAACGCUAUUUUGAAAGUCUAAA